AUGGCAACCCUCUCCUCUCUCUCCUCUCAUCUCUCCGCCACCGCCGCCGCCACUUUCAUUGAACUCCGCACAACUAAUCUCCACCAUCACCGACAUUCUAAAAAAUUCCACCACCGCCACCUCCGCCCCAUGCGCCGCCCUCUCCCGCCGCCGUCCAAAACCCUCCUGAACACCUGCAUCUUCGCCUACUGCCGCUCCGGCUGGCCCCACCUCGCCGCCCAGAUUUUCAAGAAAAUGAAGCGCCAUAAACUCCCGCCGCGCUUGCUCACUCUCAACACCUUGCUCAGUGCUCUGGUGAAGAAGGACCCUUCUUCCCGCUCAGCCCGUUUCUGCAACGAAUUGUUCAACGACGCCGUGAAACUCGGUAUCGCCCCAAACGUCGUUACUUUCAAUAUUCUAAUUAGCGGGUACUGUCUGGAGUAUAAGUUGAAGGAUGCAUUGGAGUUGUUGAAGAAAAUGGAAGUUGAUUUCAAGUGUAAACCCGACAACGCGAGCUACAACACGAUAUUGGGCGCCAUGUGUAAGAAAGGGCGCUUGCACGAUAUUCGUGAUUUGUUGCUGGAUAUGAAAAGCAAGGGUCUUUUGCCGAAUAGGAAUACUUACAACAUUUUGGUCGACGGGUAUUGUAAGAUAGGAUGGUUAAAAGACGCAGCCAAGAUCGUCGAGUUAAUGACUCAGGACAACUUGUUGCCCGACGUUUGGACGUACAACAUGUUGAUUAACGGGUUGUGCAAAACGGGUAGGAUCGACGAGGCGUUUAAGCUGAGAGACGAGAUGGAAGGACUGAAGUUGUCGCCCGAUGUCAUCACUUACAACACUUUGAUUAACGGUUGUUUCGAGGCGAAAAGGGGUUCUUUAGCUUUCGAGUUAGUGGAUGAGAUGAGAGAGAAAGGAGUGAAACUGAACGAGGUGACUCAUAAUAUUAUGAUUAAAUGGUGUUGUAAAGAAGGGAAGAUGAAAGAAGCGAGUGAGAUGGUCGAAAGAAUGGAAGAAACCGGGUUUUCGCCGGAUUGCAUUACUUAUAAUACUUUGAUAAGCGGGUUUUGUAAAGCGGGUGAUUUGGCGGAGGCUUUUAAGACGAUGAAUCGAAUGGGUGGGAAAGGUUUGAAAAUGGAUACGGUGACGCUCAACACCGCUCUACACAAUCUAUGCCGAGAGAAGAAGCUAAGCGAGGCGUACGAGUUGCUUAGUUUCGCUAAUAAGAGAGGCUAUAUCGUAGACGAGGUGAGUUACGGUACUCUUGUUGUUGGGUAUUUUAAAGACGAGAAAUCAGAGAGAGCUAUGAAGAUUUGGGAUGAAAUGAAAGAGAAGGAUAUUAUUCCGAGUAUUAUUACGUAUAAUUCUUUGAUAGGCGGGCUUUGUAAAUUGGGGAAAACCGAUGUAGCAAUAACGAAGCUGAAUGAGUUACUGGAGAAUGGAUUGGUACCCGAUGAAACGACGUACAACACAAUUAUACACGGGUAUUGUUGGGAGGGAAACGUGGAGAAAGCGUUUCAAUUUCACAACAAAAUGGUCGAAAAAUCGUUCAAGCCCGAUAUAUAUACUUGCAACAUUCUAUUACGAGGGCUGUGCUGCGGGGGUAUGAUCGAGAAAGCUAUUAAACUUUUCGAUACGUGGGUUUCGAAAGGGAAGAAUCUCGAUGCUGUUACGUACAAUACGUUAAUAACAGCCUUGUGUAAGGAAGGGAGGCUCGAGGAAGCUUUGGGACUCGUUGAUGACAUGGCGGAAAAGAAACUAGGGCCCGAUAACUACACGUUUAAUUCGAUCAUCGGCGCGCUUAACGAUGCUGGGAGAACUAAAGAAGCUGAGGAGCUAUUGUCGAUUAUGUCGGAAAGGAAUAAACUAAUUCAAAAUCCGAUGGUGAAAAUCGAGGACGAACGGAGUGUAGUUGGUAGUGAAGGUUCGGAUGAAUCGGAUUCGAAUACGGUGGCUUGUUCGGAACAGAUUACCGAGCUUUGCGGUGAAGGGAGGUAUAAAGAUGCCAUGCAUAUAUUUACGGAACAGACUGAGAAGGGUGUUUCGGUAAAUAAGUCGACUUAUAUUACUUUAAUGAAUGGACUCAUCAAACGGAGGAAGAGUAUUCUGAAGCCGGUUUAAUUUAUAUUUGGAUUUGUGCCCUCGGAUUCCGAUACGAGCAUGCUUCACUUCUUUAUUGAAAGGUAACAAAGUUCAAAAGGUGAAAAGGAAAAUAAAAUUAAGAAUUAUCAAGAACUGAAUUCUUGGACUUCUUAUACUCGGAGAAUCUCUAUAUUCCUCGAAAAUAGCUGCUCAUCGAAAAGUUGAAGUCUUGGGAGUAAGCUGCUACGGAGAUUUAAGUGAUUUAUCCCGGUUUCGGUUUUUGAAGCGGAAAAGAGGUAAAGACUGAUAAUUUGCGAAAUACCCGAUUUGCUUACUCAAGUUUAUUAACCAUGGAGAAAAUGCAGUGUCUCUGUGUAAAUAUAUGUGCGACCAAACCAAGCUCGAUUCGUUCCAAAAGUGUAAGUACGAAUUAUAUAGUGUAGUACGAUUAUUUAUAGCCAGUUAUCUAAAAAAAAAUAUUGUCUAUUCUGUAAAAGAAAAACCUCGAUGCACGCCCACACAAAAAAGUCGCAAUUUUUAAUCUUGCUAUUUCUAUUUCAA
Molecule: messenger RNA, 2619 nt
Organism: Erythranthe guttata (spotted monkey flower)
Lineage: Eukaryota; Viridiplantae; Streptophyta; Magnoliopsida; Lamiales; Phrymaceae
Product: Pentatricopeptide repeat (PPR) superfamily protein
Molecular function (GO): protein binding; mRNA binding
Source: RefSeq, a predicted model, not a curated record